UCAUUCUAUUAUCAAUCAACUUUCAAGUUUCAAGUUCAUAGGAACUGGUUCUUUGUGAAAGCUUCUGUCGAGAGUGCUCCAGAGGUUUCAUGUGUCUCUUAUCAACUAGAGAACGCAUCUAGUUGUGGCGAGCUUCUACCCAAUAGCGAUUGACCUUAUUCACGAGUGAGUGAUUGUUUGAUUGGUUUCAUAUACCAAUUGGCCUUUCACACAAGUUGGAAUCUGUUUGAUCGGGUUCCAUCUUUAUCGUUUGCUCGAGUUUGGUUCAAGCUAGAGAAAAGCUUCAAAAAUCCAUAAAAAGAAGGAAAGCUGCGUGCUUUGGUCACAUCAAGUGGUAUCAAGAGCCCGGUUCAAAAGCGGAGGAGAUGAAGAAGGUUCUUGGGAAUCUUGACGUGUUCUUGAAGCAAUCUUGGUGAAUUCUUGUUGGCUUUCAGCGCAAGAAACACUACCUUGUGCCGCAAGAAUGGAUGAUCCAAUGAAGGCGAUGAUGGAUCAAUUGGCAAAAUUCAUCGAACCCUAUCAGCCAACGCCGCCGAAAUUAAUGCACGAUUCGCCACAAUCGAAGCAAGGCUAGACGCGCCUCAAGCUCCUGCGCAAGAGGUACAACCAAACCCUAAUGCCAAGAGGGGCAGGGGAUAAGGAGAAGAGCGGGGAGAUCGAAGAAUUGUGCAGCGACCUUUGAUUGAAUAUGCAAGAUGACAUCGACCAUUGGGAGGUCUACAUGCAAGGCGAGGCCAACCUCGUGAGGAAGAGGUCAAAUAUGAGGAUGACAAGGACUAUCCUCGAGAGGAAGAAAGUACAAUUGGCAGCACUCGAGUUUAGAGAUUAUGCCAUCACGUGUGGGAUCAAGUAAGCACUAGGAGGAGGGGGAAGAAUAGGUAGCCGCCUAUUGAGACGUGGGCAGAGAUGAGAAUCGUUAUGCUUGAUCGAUUUGUUCCUACUUCUCGUCGUAGAGAGAUGCAUCAAGCCCUACAACUUCUGCGUCAAGGUACCAAGAGCGUAGAGAAUUAUUACCGCGAGAUGGAGAUGUUGAUGAUUCAAGCGGAAUUGACGAUGUGGUUUUGGAAGAAUUUUACGAUGUCUUUCCCGAAGAAGCUCCAUAGGGGCUACCACCAAUUCAUGGAAUUGAGCAUCAAAUCAACUUCAUUCCUAGGGCUACUAUUCCAAACAAGGCAGCCUAUAGGACCAAUCCAGAGGAAACGAAUGAAUUGCAAAGGCAUAUUGAAGAGCUUAUGGAGAAAGGACAUGUUCGAGACAACAUGAGUCCUUGUGCGGUUCCAGUCAUUCUCCUGCCAAAGAAAUAUCAUACAUGGAGAAUGUGUGUUGAUUGUCGAGCAGUCAACUAGAUUACUAUCAAAUAUCGUCAUCCCAUGCCAUGAUUAGAUGAUAUGCUCGAUGAACUACAUGGAUCAAGCAUGUUUUCAAAAAUCAAUUUGAGAUCCGGCUAUCACCAGAUUCGAAUGAAGGAAGGGGAUGAAUGGAAGACAGCGUUCAAGACGAAGCAUGGAUUAUACGAGUGGAUGGUGAUGCCUUUUGGUAUUACAAAUGCUCCAAGUACAUUCAUGAGGUUGAUGAAUCACAUGUUGAGAGCUUUUAUUGGGAAGUUCGUGGUUGUCUACUUCGAUGACAUUUUGAUCUAUUCAAAGAAUAUGGAGGAGCAUCUUGGUCAUUUGCGAGAAGUAGUGGAGACUUUGGGGGAGGAGAAGCUCUAUGACAACCUUAAGAAAUGCUCGUUUUGUACUUCGAAUGUGGUAUUUCUGGGAUUCGCAGUAAGUGCGAAUGAUGUUCAGGUCGAUGACGAGAAGGUGAAGGCGAUUCAAGCAUGGCUAACCCCUACAAAUGUGAAUGAAGUAAGGAGUUUUCAAGAGGGAGGGACUGAUGAGGUCAUCAAAUCCAAGUCCAAUUCAUCACACGAAGGUCCAAUUACUCGUUUACAAGCCAAGAGAUUAAGAGAGGAAUUUGAUGCUUAUUUGGAUCGACAUUAUGCUUAAUUGGAUGUGGACCAACAUCAUGGGAAGCCCAUUAUACUUCUACAAUUCGUGGACUAGCAUGGUGGCAACUUGGGCUUUAAGGAAGGAAAGGAUUCGUCUAAGGAGGAGAAUAAGAGCUCAAGGUGUGAAAAGGAUCAAGGUGGGAAAGGAAUCCAAGAAGGGAAGGCGGAUAUGAAGGCUAGAAUUUAGGGAAUUGUUGACUUGAUCUUUUCCUUGUCUUUUAAGGAGUGUGUUUUCCUUUUACAUGUAGGAUUUGUUUUUCAUUUUAAGCUUUAGAUUACCUUAUCUCACGCAAAUCGUUUACCUGUAACUAUUCAAUAUCUUUAUGAAAAAUUAAUUACAGCUGAGCGUUUCCGGUAUUUGUGUUAGCUAGUCUAUAAUCAAGAGGCUGAGUUCCUCAUUGUAAUUCAUUCUAUUAUCAAUCAAAUUUCAAGUUUCAAGUUCAUACGAACUGGUUCUUUGUGCAAGCUUCUGUCAAGAGUGCUCCAGAGGUUUCACGUGUCUCUUAUCAACUAGAGAACACGUCUAGUUGUGGUGAGCUUCUACCCAAUAGCGAUUGGCCUAAGUCACAAGUGGGUGAUUGUUUGAUUGGUUUCAUAUACCAAUUGGCCUUUCACAUGAGUUGGAAUCUGUUUGAUCGUGUUCCAUCUUUAUAUUUUGCUUGAGUUUGGUUCAAAUUAGAGAAAAGCUUCAAAAAUCCAUAAAAAGGAGGAAAGUUGUGUACUCUGGUCAUAUCAUAGACGCUUUUAAACCAUGUAGCUUUCCUUCAUUAACUACCUUGCCAGUUAGAGCUUAUAGAUCCUCUACACACAUAAGAAAGAGAUGAGGAGAUAUGGGCUCUCCCUAUCUCAAACCUCUUUCAGGGGGUGAAAGUCUCUAACAGAUGGCCAUUGACUAACACUGAGUAUGAAUUUGUAGUGAUACAGUCCAUUAUCAACUUAACCCAACGAUCCGCAAAGCCUAACUUCAUCAUCAUAUCCUGUAGAAAAGACCACUCCACUCUAUCAUAAGCCUUAGAGAUAUCCAACUUGGCCGCCAUCAUCACCUUUUUCGCUUUCUUUUUCUGCUUCAUACAUGGAAGCAUUCAAAAGCAACCAGUAAAUUAUCCAUGAUGAACCUUCCAGGUACAAAAGCACUUUGUGCUUCCCCGAUGACUCUGUCAAAUACCCUUUUCAGCCUGUUUGCUAAAAAUUUAGGCAUAAUCUUAUGCAGUACCUUAAAGAGACUGAUUGGUCUGAACUCAAGAGGUGUUGUAGGCUUUUUAGUUUUAGGUAUCAGAGCUAUUAGGUGUCGUUUAACUCGGGGGGGGGGGGGGGGGGACUCACCACUCUUUAUAUAGCUUCUGAGCUCUUCUUUCACUGCUGGCCCUACAACUGUCCAAUUCUUCCGGAAAAAUCUACCUGGCAUUCCAUCUGAACCUGGAGCCUUAUUUGGCCCCAUAUGUUUAAGAGCAUAGUAAAUCUCCUCAUCAGUGAAAGGUAAUAAAAGCUCUUGAUUCAUAUCUGGAGUAACUUUAGAUGUAACUACAUCCAUAAUUUGACUACCCUCUGGUCUUCCUCCUGCAGUAAACGGAGUUUUCAGAU
Molecule: messenger RNA, 3574 nt
Organism: Linum trigynum
Lineage: Eukaryota; Viridiplantae; Streptophyta; Magnoliopsida; Malpighiales; Linaceae
Source: the annotation of a GenBank genome assembly